UGCUUUUUCCUAUCAGCCGGAUGCCGUGGUUGAGACUGGCUUACUAGCUCGCGAAUAUUCACUAAAAAGGGUCGAAUUUGGGUUUUUACGGUAGUAUAUUUUGGCCGAUAUGCCUCCGAAGAAACCAGCUCAAGCCACAGGUAGUAAGAAAACGCAAGAGAAGAAAAAAGAAAAGAUCAUUGAAGAUAAGACAUUUGGACUGAAGAACAAGAAAGGAGCUAAACAGCAGAAGUUCAUCAAAACUGUCACACAGCAAGUCAAGUAUGGACAACAAAGCGCUCGCCAAAUUGCUGCAGCUGAAGGUGAGAAGAAUAAAAAGCAAGACAAGAAGAAAGAGCUGUCUGAGUUGAACGAGCUUUUCCGACCUGUUGUGGCCGCCCAAAAAGUUAGCAAAGGUGUGGAUCCCAAAUCAGUGCUCUGUGUGUUCUUCAAGCAAGGACAGUGUACCAAGGGAGACAAGUGUAAGUUCUCCCAUGAUCUGACCCUGGAGCGGAAGUGUGAGAAGCGCAGUGUGUAUGUGGAUGGCAGAGAUGAGGACCUUGAAAAAGAUACCAUGGAAAACUGGGACGAGAAGAAGCUGGAAGAAGUUGUUAAUAAGAAACAUGGAGAGGCCGAGAAGAAGAAAGCAAAGACUCAGAUUGUGUGUAAAUAUUUCCUGGAUGCCAUUGAAAAUAACAAAUACGGCUGGUUCUGGGUUUGCCCUGGUGGAGGCGACAACUGCAUGUAUCGUCACGCCCUUCCCGUGGGAUUCGUCCUGAAGAAAGACAAGAAGAAAGAGGAGAAAGAGGAGGAGGAGAUCUCUCUGGAAGAACUGAUAGAGAAUGAGCGCGCUGCCCUGGGACCAAACGUGACACGUAUCACUCUGGCUACGUUCUUGGCAUGGAAGAAAAGGAAAAGGCAAGAGAAGAUCACAAAAGCAGAGCAGGACAUGGAGAAGAAAAAGGCUGAUUUUAAAGCGGGCAAAGCACUCGGGGUCAGUGGACGUGAGGUGUUUGAGUUCCGCCCUGAACUUGUGGAUGAUGAUGAUGAGGAGGCUGACGACACUAAAUAUGAGAAGUCUGACAGUGAAGAGGAUGUUGAGGAGGUGCAGGAGCCUGAAGAGUUCCAGGAUAUUGACAUCGCUAGAUUUAUUCCUAAAGAGGUGGAUAACGCAGGGAUUACUGUGGCCUCAGCAGACAGAUUCACAGCCAAGGCCCAGCCAACAAACCAGACAGACGACAAUAAACUGAGCGAGGCGUCAGGCGGAGCUGAGGAGAAUGGAGAACAUGAUGAGGACCACACCCUAGAGGAGGAGCAAGGAGAGGAGGAGGAGGAGGAGUCAGAGGCGGUGCCAGUGGAUGAGAACCUCUUCACAGGGGAGGACCUGGAUGAACUGGAGGAGGAGCUGAACACACUGGAGCUGGACGAGUAAGACUGGAACCGUUGGCAUGUCUAAGAACUACACAAGUCUAAGAACUACACAAGUCUAAGAACUACACAAGGCUUCAAGUGAAUGACAGUGUUUCACCAACAGCUGCAACCAGCGUGUCAGAGUGUGUCUGCCUGUGGUUCCCCUCAUCCCAUCUGACAGAGAGAGAGAGGAUGUCUAACAAUGCCUUUUCUUUGCUUUCAUUUUAUUCCGUGAGGUUGUUUUUUCCAGCAGUCUGCCCUGAACGUGGGACCAGGCCGGGCAUUUUCAGCUGGUUUUAGUCACGGCUUUCUUCAAAAAUCUGAAAUGGGAAUGUAUUCUAAAUAAAAUAUUUAUUGGUCCAUCAGGAUUUUUCCCAUAUUGUCUGCUGUAAGGUUUAAUUAAUGCAGUUAACCCAGUUAAUCCUUUGAAUUUUAAAGCACUGUUUGGAAUUUGGUAUGGCCUGCCCCAUCCUGUUUUCCACCAAUGUGCAAGAACCGGUUUAAUGAAUACCAAUUUAGACCCAGUUUAAUGAAUACCAAUUUAGACCCAGUUUAAUGAAUACCAAUUUAGACCCAGAUUAAUGAAUACCAGCUUAGAUCCAGUUUAAUGAAUGCAAACCAUUGUUUCAGUCCAUAUUCUGUGAGUUUGUGCACUUUGACUUGCAGCAUGUCUGUAUGAGGAGUUGAUGGUGAAUAUGUGUGACACUGACAUUGUAACUCCAGAUCAGUUCACACACUGAUUGGAUGACUUAAACAGCUCUGGUCCAUCUGAAGCCAACAAAGGGUUAAGCACGAGUCGCUCAGGUUUGUGUUUUGAACCACUUAGUGGGAGUGUUCAUGAGAGAAGGAUGAACUGGUAAGUGGAAUGUGUUAUUUUUCUGUCCUUGUGUUUUCAGUUGAUUGAAAUUCCUUCGCACCAACAUGCCAAGAGAAAUUGUAAAUAAAAGGAUAUGGGAUACUAACGUAAAA
This is a messenger RNA of Chanos chanos (milkfish), 2358 nucleotides long. RefSeq names its product zinc finger CCCH-type containing 15 (gene zc3h15). Gene Ontology annotation, molecular function: mRNA binding; metal ion binding. The record is from RefSeq and is a predicted model, not a curated record. The coding region runs from base 110 to 1411 and encodes 433 amino acids. The transcript has 10 exons. Gene Ontology annotation, biological process: cytoplasmic translation. NCBI's taxonomy places the organism in Eukaryota, Metazoa, Chordata, Actinopteri, Gonorynchiformes, Chanidae. Gene Ontology annotation, cellular component: cytosol.